AUGGCCGAGCCUCCGCUAUACCCCAAGGAAAUGAUGACUGAGAAGGGCGCUGGCCCCCUCGAGGAGCAGUCUGUCGAGCUACCGCCUCUCGAUGUGGUGAAGAAGGGCCGAUGGGAACGUAGUUGGCCCACUAUUGCCUGUGGUGCUGGUCUCUUUUCUGAUGGCUACUUGAACCAGAUCAUCGGUCCUGUGGGUACCAUGCUCCAAAAGAUCUAUGGGGAUGCAUACUCCAACUCCACAGCCCAACAGAAUGUCUCUUCGAUUGUUUUUGCAGGCACUGUCGUCGGUAUGCUGGUAUUUGGCUACACUAGUGACCACUGGUCGCGCAAGUGGUCUCUGAUGAUCUCUACCAUUAUUCUGUUUGUCUUUGCAGCCCUUGGUGCUGGCUCCUAUGGAGCUGGUGGCAGUCUUGGUGGCAUGCUUGCUGCUUUGACGGCCUAUCGUUUCUUCUUGGGAAUUGGCAUUGGCGGAGAAUACCCUGCUGGCUCAGUAGGCGCCGCAGAAAAUACCGGAGAGCUCAAGAAAGGCCAUCGCAAUCGCUGGUUUAUCAUGUUCACCAACUUCCAGAUCGAUUUCGGUUUCGUGAUUGCUGCUUUCGUGGCCAUGAUUCUCGUCCUGAUCUUCACCGAGAAGCAUCUGCAUGCUUGCUGGCGUGUGGCUCUGGGACUGGGAGUGAUCCCCCCUAUGAGUUUGAUUUACCUUCGACUGAAGCUGAAUGAGCCCGAGGAGUUUACCCGGGAGCGCAUGCACAAGUUUCCUCUCUGGCUGAUCAUCAAAUUCUACUGGAAGCGCUUGUCUGUCGUUUCUAUUAUCUGGUUCCUUUACGACUUCUCUGCCUACAGCUUCGGUAUCUAUUCUUCAGCCUGGCUAUCGAUCAUCUUGGGUGACGACGCUCCCCUGUGGAAGACCUUCGGUUGGACUACCUUGAUCAAUUGCUUCUAUAUUCCAGGCUCAGCCCUUGGAGCCUUCAUGAGUGACUGGAUUGGUCCUCGAUACACCCUUGCGCUUGGUGUUGGGCUCCAGGGCAUCAUCGGGUUCAUCAUGGCCGGAUGCUACAAGUGGCUUGCGACCUCAGAAAACGUCGCAGCCUUUGUUGUCGUAUUCGGAAUCUUCUCUGCCCUCGGUGAAAUGGGACCGGGCGACAACAUCGGUCUCUGCGCCGCCAAAACCAGCGCGACUGCUAUCCGUGGCCAAUACUACUCAUACGCCGCGGCUAUCGGCAAGGUCGGAGCUUUUGUGGGCACCUACGUGAUUCCAGUUAUUCAAAAGAAUGCACCCAACCCGAUCCGCGCAGGCCAGGACCCAUUCUUCGUCUCCAGCGCACUGUGUAUCUUGGCUGCAUUCAUGGCCGUUUUCAUGCUGCCGCAGAUUAACCAGGACACCAUUACAUUGGAGGAUGCCAGGUUCCGCACCUAUCUUGAGGCUAAUGGAUACGAUACCACGACUAUGGGCGAUAAGAACCGCGUGAACGACACUCGCGAACAAGAGUAA
This is a messenger RNA of Penicillium vulpinum, 1491 nucleotides long. RefSeq names its product putative MFS phospholipid transporter (Git1). The record is from RefSeq and is a predicted model, not a curated record. Gene Ontology annotation, molecular function: carboxylic acid transmembrane transporter activity. The transcript is spliced from 6 exons. Gene Ontology annotation, biological process: carboxylic acid transport; transmembrane transport. Gene Ontology annotation, cellular component: plasma membrane. The coding region runs from base 1 to 1491 and encodes 496 amino acids. Lineage: Eukaryota; Fungi; Ascomycota; Eurotiomycetes; Eurotiales; Aspergillaceae.